AUGCCCACCCUCCCCAUCUGGCUCGCACUCCUCCUCGUCGGCGUGCCUGCCGCGCACGUCCUGAUCGCGCCGUACACAAAGGUCGAGGAGAGCUUCACCAUCCAUGCUGCGUACGACGUGCUGAGGUAUGGCUUUGCGCCGCGUGCGCUUGAGAUGCAAUCUCUCACGUAUCGCUGCUCUCUCCCUUCUUCAACUGCGUGCUUUACCUCAUCACGCGCCCGCGUCGACCACCAGUGGGACCAUCGUACCUUCCCCGGCGCUGUCCCCCGCUCCUUCCUUCCUCCUAUUCUCCUUGCGGUGGUCUCCUGGCCUGUGGCGGCCCUCGCCAACCUGGGAGGCAUUACACGUACCUCGGUGGACGUGCAGGUUCUCGUCCGCCUCGUCCUUGCGUUUGCCUUCUCUGCAUCGUACGCACACCUCGCCCGCACCAUUUGGACUCGCUACGGUCCCUCCACGGCCAAGCUCUUUGUCAUCAUCUCCCUCAUUCAGUUCCACGUGCCCUACUAUGCCGGCCGCACGUUGCCCAACUUUACUGCCUUGCCCUUUGUCGUGUUGGCCGUCUCGCUCGUCCUGCGCGGCCGCAACUUUGCCGGAAUCGCCCUCAUGACCGCUGUGGCGACUGUGGUCCGUCUCGAGCUGGCGCUCUUUGUCGUGCCCCUUGCGCUCAAUCUCGUCAUUAUCCGUCGUAUGAGCCUGCUCAGCGCUCUCGCUGCCGGCGUCGUUGGCGGUGUGGGAUCUCUUCUCGUGGCCGCGCCGAUCGACUACACUCUCUGGGCACCCGUACUCCCGCACGAGUCGCUCCCGGGCUUCACCCCCACCUCGGCCCUCUGGCCCGAGUUGUCUGCCAUGAUCUUCAACGUUGUCGACGGCCACGCCGACGAGUGGGGCGUCAUGCACGCUACGUUCUAUGCCACUUCGCUCGGCAAGAUGCUCGCGGGCGCCCUGCCCCUCGUCAACGGCGGUAUCCUCUGGGCCAUCGUCCUUGCCAUUACGGGAAACAAGGACUCUGUCAUCUCGGACACGAACCUCCAGCGCUGUGUGGGCGAAGUUUCGCGCGUGUUUGGUCCUCCCGUCGUCGCCCUCGUCGGCUGCCUCACGACCGUUGGCCACAAGGAAUGGCGCUUUAUCGUCUACGUCAUGCCCAUCCUCAACAUUCUCGCAGGCUCCACCGCCUCGGCGCUGUGGUACAUCCCGCACCGUGCCGGCCGCGUCGUCACGCGUCUCGGCGUGCUCGCCCUCCUGGCUAUCACGCUCGCCGUCACCGCGUUCUCCACCUACGUCUCGACGGCAAACUACCCGGGCGGGCAGGUAUGGACCACGCUCAACACCCUGGCCAUCCCCGAGGGCUCCACUAUCCAUUUCCCUUCGUACCCGCUCCAGACCGGCGCGACGCUGUUCACAUUCACCCACGCGUCGGCGGCCGCCUCGGGCACCUCUGGCGCCCUCGCGUUCCCGGCUCAACAGUCGCCGACGUGGGUCUACUCCAAGAACGAGGACGUCGCCCUGCUCACGCCCGCGGGCGCGUGGGCCGCCGACAUUGACUAUGUGAUCACGCACAAUGCCGCCAGCUGGAUCUCGGGCCACAAGGCGUACCGCAAUGGCGAGCUCAUGUGGACCGAGGUCGCCAACAUCGGCGGCCUGAACGGCGUGAGGCGCGGUGGAAAGUACUUCCUCGAGGUGGCGUGGGGCAAGAAGCUGUCCAUCCUCAAGAGGGUGGACUAG
Molecule: messenger RNA, 1722 nt
Organism: Apiotrichum porosum
Lineage: Eukaryota; Fungi; Basidiomycota; Tremellomycetes; Trichosporonales; Trichosporonaceae
Gene: ALG12
Product: dolichyl-P-Man:Man(7)GlcNAc(2)-PP-dolichol alpha-1,6-mannosyltransferase
Exons: 4
Coding region: 1-1722 (573 amino acids)
Biological process (GO): protein N-linked glycosylation
Cellular component (GO): endoplasmic reticulum membrane
Molecular function (GO): alpha-1,6-mannosyltransferase activity
Source: RefSeq, a predicted model, not a curated record